AUGCAGGGGUUUAGACAGGCAUUUGAAGACAAUAAUCUUAUUCAAAUACCCACUGUUGGCUCUUUCUUCAUAUGGGAGAAGGACAGGGAGUCGAAUAAUCUGGUUAGAGAGAAGUUUAAUAGAGCCCUUGCUAUUGAGGACUGGGCGCGUAAAUUCACUAAUGCGGUCUGCUCGGUUGUUCAUGUUCCUAGAUCGGAUCACAAACCGUUGGUAAUUAAUACAUCUCCUAAGGAUAAUAAGGGAGAUAGAAGGAGAUUUCGAUUUGAUAAUGCAUGGUUAUGUGAUGAGGGUGUAGCUGAGGUUGUUAAAGGAGUUUGGGUUAAUUCUAUACCACACAACCUUUUGAUGAAAUGUGAUAAUUUAGUUUCUGCUCUUUCCUUGUGGGGUAGGAGUAGAAAUAGAGAGUUUUCAAAAAAGAAGAAGAUUAUACAGAGAUUAUUGGAUAAUAGGCCCAGUACUAUUCCUCACGCCUCUUUAAAGGAAGACUGGAAUCGUCUCCUUGAGCAGGAAGAAGCUAGACUUAAACAGCAGGCAAACGGUUCUGUGGAUUGUGAAUGGGUUUUUGAGUUGGUGUCGCCCUUGAUUAGUGAUGCCGACAAUGCUGAUAUUUGUGCUCCCUUUUUGAAUGAAGAAUUUAGAGCUGCUCUUUUUCAGAUGCAUCCAGACAAGGCACCUGGGCCGGAUGGGUUAAAUCAUGCAUUUUAUCAGAGAUUUUGGCACUUGAUUGGCAAUGAUGUUUCCGAUGGUUGUCGCCUAUGGCUUCAACAAUGUACUUUUCCUUAUUCUCUUACUGAAAAAUUAAUUGUUUUGAUCAUUAAAGUGGAUAGUCCUAAAACAGUUAAAGACUGUCGUCCAAUUGCGUUAUGUAAUGUGUUAUAUAAGAUUGUGGCUAUAGCUUUGGCGAACAAAUUUAAAAGGGUCCUUCUUAUGAUUAUCUCUGAGAAUCAGUCUGCCUUUAUCCUUCAUCGGUUGAUUACCGACAAUGUUAUGGUUGCGUUUGAAAUGAUUCACAAUAUGAAAAUUAAUAAGAGUAGAAAUGAUGAUAAUUAUGCACUUAGAAUUGAUAUUUCUAAGGCUUAUGAUAUGGUAGAGUUGGAGUUUCUAAAAGGCAUGCUGGAACGAUUUGAUUUUUCUGCUCAAUGGAUUAAGUGGUUGACUAUGUGCUUUUCGGAAGUUUCUUACAAUAUCAAUUUUAAUGGUAAUUGGAUUGGUCCUAUUGUGCCUAGUAGAGGUCUUCGACAGGGGGAUCCUAUUUCUCCGUAUAUCUAUUUGGUGUGUGCGGAAGGCUUAUCAUUACUGCUUAAAGAUGUUGAAUCUAGUGGCUGGUUACUGGAGGAAGUAGAUAGUAUUAAAUCUAUUCUCAAUACCUAUGCGGCUGCUUCUGGACAAGUGGUGAACUUUAACAAAUCUGGCAUUUUCUUCAGUCCCAAUGUGGUCUCCUCUGUAAGAUCUAAUAUCAGUAGUAUCUUAGAUGUUCAUUCACUAUUGAGUCAUAGUACCUACUUGGGAUUACCUUCUCUUAUUAGGAGGAACAAAAAAGAGGAUACAUUUUUUGCGGAUGAUGGCUCCUAUUUUAUUGAACCACAUUUGCGUGUUUGUGACCUUUUUGAAGAUUUUGAAGUUCCAAGACAAGGUUCGAAAAACCUUUGUAAUGGUCUGUGCACGGAGAUUAUGUUGCUUUAUCAAGUUGAUGGGGCUUUGUUUCAAUCUCAAGAUUUUAUUGGCUACGGUUUUGUUGUUGAAAACUCUGAGGAUAUAUUUCAACGUAGUGUUUUUGGUUUUUCGGAAGGUAAUGGUACACCGAUAAUUGUUGAAGUUUUAGCUCUCUGUCACUGUUUGCUCUUUGCGAUAUAA
Messenger RNA from Manihot esculenta (cassava), 1854 nucleotides. RefSeq lists its product as uncharacterized. The transcript is spliced from 6 exons. Bases 1 to 1854 code for a protein of 617 amino acids. Lineage: Eukaryota; Viridiplantae; Streptophyta; Magnoliopsida; Malpighiales; Euphorbiaceae. The record is from RefSeq and is a predicted model, not a curated record.